AUGUUAAGAUUUGAAAUGUAUGUGGAAUCGUUUAAAAACACGUUCGCUGUUGAUGUCUUGGAAUAUUUCAAUCUAGUAACGAUUGAAGAAGAGAUUCCAGACAUUAACGCUGUUGAACAAAGAGUGAACCCAUCGGACGGUUCAGUGGAAACCAAAAAGGAAAAUGAUGAACAAGAAUCUUUCCAAGUUAGCUCGGAUUUUGAGUCGUUAAAUAAUGCAGAGAAACCAAUAGUCGAUAUUGAAGCGGGUUCAGCAGAUGAAGAAUCACAAAAACAAAAAACCGUGGAAGAAAGAGACCCAUUUCUAUUAGAAUGGGAUGAUCCAAGUGAUCCUGAUUUCCCAGUUAACUGGUCUAAAAAGAAAAGAGGUGCUAUUCUUCUACAAAUUAUGUUAUUAACAAGUGUGACAUAUAUGGGUUCGUCAAUUUACACACCGGGACAAUUGCAAAUUCAAAGUGAGUUCGGUGUAGGGCAUGUUGUCGCUACAUUAAAUUUAUCAUUAUACGUUCUAGGAUAUGGUUUAGGUCCAUUAAUAUUCUCACCUCUAUCUGAGUUUUCAUUACUAGGUCGUCAGCACUUGUACACGGUCACGUUAUUCAUUUUCACUAUUCUACAAAUCGGAUGCGCUACUGUGCAUAAUUUUGGUGGUCUAGUAGUUUUACGUUUCCUCAGCGGAGUGUUCUGUUCGCCAUCCCUGAGUACCGGUGGUGCUUCCAUUUCUGAUAUAUUGGCCCCAGAGGUUGUCCCAUUGUUCUUAGGUUUAUGGGCAGUUGGUGCAAUUUCUGCACCAGUGCUAGCCCCAUUAUUGGGUGCUGCCAUGGUUGUUGCUGAAGACUGGAGAUGGAUCUUUUGGUUUCUAUUAUGGCUAUGUGCAUUCACAUUAGUUUUACUAAUGCUAUUCAUGCCGGAAACUCAUCAUGGCAAUAUUUUGUAUCGUCGUGCAAGAAGAUUAAGGAAGCAAACUGGAGAUGACAGAUGGUCCACUGCAAGCGCAGAGAAAGAGAAAAAAUUAGAAUUAGGUGCCUUCCUUUUAACUGCUGUUUACAAGCCAGUCAAGAUAAUCAUGAGGGAACCUAUUAUCGCAGCUAUUGAUGCAUACAUUGCUUUAAUUUAUGGUAUUUUCUAUCUAUUUUUCGAAGCUUUCCCAUUAGUGUUUGGGGGUAUCUACAAUUUUACUUUAGUCGAAAGCGGGUUAGCUUUCCUUGGGUUCCAGGUUGGUUGUGUGAUUAUCUAUCCAUUUUACAUUAUAUUUCUAGCCAAAUAUAUUGCUCCAAAAAUGCAAAAUCAAACUUUUGUUCCAGAAGAUUUCUUGGUGAUGACUAUGAUUGUUGCUUUCUUUUUACCAGCUGCGCUAUUUAUUUUCGGCUGGACCGCUGGUAUUCAUUGGAUGUUACCAAUAUUUGCUGAAGUUUUAUUUGUGAUCAACUCAUUUGGUUUAUUCCAAAGUACUUUCGCUUACAUGGCCCUCAGUUUCCCUGAUCACGUUGCCUCCGUCUUUGCUGGUAAUGGUUUAGCGCGUGCAGGUUUUGCAUGCGCAUUCCCAUUAUUCGGACAAGCCAUGUACAAUAACUUGGGAAGCGAGAAAUAUCCAGUUGGUUGGGGUUCUUCAUUGUUAGGUUUUAUCUCUAUUGGUAUGAGUGUAAUACCAUUUUUGCUUUACAAAUAUGGUGCAGUUUUACGUAGUAAGUCUAAGUUUACUGACUAG
Messenger RNA from Tetrapisispora phaffii CBS 4417, 1704 nucleotides. Its product is annotated as MFS transporter. Gene Ontology annotation, molecular function: xenobiotic transmembrane transporter activity; fluconazole transmembrane transporter activity. Gene Ontology annotation, cellular component: membrane. The record is from RefSeq and is a predicted model, not a curated record. NCBI's taxonomy places the organism in Eukaryota, Fungi, Ascomycota, Saccharomycetes, Saccharomycetales, Saccharomycetaceae. The transcript has a single exon. Bases 1 to 1704 code for a protein of 567 amino acids. Gene Ontology annotation, biological process: xenobiotic detoxification by transmembrane export across the plasma membrane.